AUGAGACUUCAGCAGGGAAGUGAUAAUACAAGUUCUAAGGAAUUAGCGGAGUUCUCAAAAUGGAUUUUAAAUGUCGGUGAUGGUAAGAUAUCUGAACCAAAUGAUGGAUUGGUGGACAUAGAGAUUCCUCAAGAUUUAUUGAUUACAAAUUAUGAAGAUCCUAUCAAAGCUAUUGUUGAAAAUACAUAUCCCAAUUUGGUUAAUGUAUUCCAAGAUGUUGCAUAUCUACAAGGAAAAGCAAUUCUUGCCUCAACCAUUGAAGUUGUGGAUAAGAUCAAUCAUUAUGUAUUGGACCUUAUACCAGGUGAAGAGAAAGAGUAUCUUAGUUACGAUUCAAUUGAUAGAACUGAUACGAGUUAUACCGAAGCUUAUGAAGUGCUAACUCCAGAAUUUCUUAGCAAAUUAAGAACAUCAGGUUUACCAAAUCAUAGAAUCAAAUUGAAAGUUGGUACUCCCAUUAUGCUUAUGAGAAAUUUGGACCAAUCAGAUGGAUUGUGUAAUGGAACAAGAUUGAUUGUCACAAGAUUGGCUAAUCAUGUCAUUGAGGCAAAAAUUAUUUCUGGCAAGAACAUAGGUAACCUUUUUUACAUUCCUCGAAUGUCUAUGCCACCUUCAGAGUCACCGUGGCCAUUUAAGUUAAUUAGGAGACAAUUUCCAAUUAUUGUCUCUUACGCAAUGACAAUUAAUAAGUCUCAAGGCCAGUCUCUUGAUAGUGUUGGUUUGUAUUUGCCUUCUCCCGUGUUUAGUCAUGGACAACUUUAUGUUGCAAUCUCAAGAGUUACUACAAAAAGUGGUCUUAAAAUCUUAAUACACGACAAAGAGAAUGUUCCGUGCUCCACUACCACAAAUGUUGUAUACAAGGAGGUAUACGAUGCAUGUUGUUGGCUGGUUGCAAUCAUACAAGAAGAUAGCAUCUGA
Vicia villosa (hairy vetch) is the source of this 918-nucleotide messenger RNA. RefSeq lists its product as uncharacterized. The record is from RefSeq and is a predicted model, not a curated record. The transcript has 3 exons. Bases 1 to 918 code for a protein of 305 amino acids. Lineage: Eukaryota; Viridiplantae; Streptophyta; Magnoliopsida; Fabales; Fabaceae.